AUGACGACGCUCCGCAACUUUGCGCUGCUCGCAGCGGCGGUGCUUGCGCGGGUCGAGGCCCUCGAGGCCGCCGACUGGGCUGCGGCUGAGGCCUCAGCCAAAACCGCACUGGCAAAGAUGUCACAACAAGACAAAAUCAGCAUUGUGACGGGCAUCGGCUGGGACAAGGGUCCCUGUGUCGGCAACACGGCCGCCAUCAACUCGAUCAACUACCCGCAGCUCUGCCUACAGGACGGCCCGCUCGGGAUCCGCUUCGGCACCGGCUCGACGGCCUUCACCCCGGGCGUCCAAGCCGCCUCGACAUGGGAUACCGAGCUGAUGCGCCAGCGCGGCGAGUACCUCGGGGCCGAGGCCAAGGGGUGCGGCAUCCACGUGUUGCUGGGCCCCGUGGCCGGGGCACUGGGCAAGAUCCCGCACGGCGGGCGCAACUGGGAAGGAUUCGGGACGGACCCGUACCUGGCGGGCAUCGCCAUGGCCGAGACGAUCGAGGGGCUGCAGUCGGCGGGGGUGCAGGCGUGCGCCAAGCACUACAUCGUCAACGAGCAGGAGCUCAACCGCGAGACCAUCAGCAGCGACGUCGACGACCGCACCAUGCACGAGCUGUACCUGUGGCCCUUCGCCGACGCCGUGCACGCCAACGUGGCCAGCGUCAUGUGCAGCUACAACAAGAUCAACGGCUCGUGGGGCUGCGAGAACGACCACGCCCAAAACGGCCUGCUCAAGAAGGAGCUCGGCUUCAAGGGUUACGUCGUCAGCGACUGGAACGCGCAGCACACGACCGACGGCGCCGCCAACAACGGCAUGGACAUGACCAUGCCGGGCAGCGACUACAACGGCAACAACGUGCUCUGGGGCCCGCAGCUCAGCAACGCCGUCAACAGCAACCGGGUCUCGCGCGACCGGCUCGACGACAUGGCCAAACGCAUCCUCACCUCAUGGUACCUCCUGGGCCAGAACUCGGGCUACCCCAACAUCAACAUCAACGCCAACGUGCAGGGCAACCACAAGGAGAACGUGCGGGCGGUGGCGCGCGACGGCAUCGUGCUGCUCAAGAACGACGAGGGCGUGCUCCCGCUGAAGAAGCCAGGCAAGGUGGCUCUCGUCGGAUCGGCGGCCUCGGUCAACAGCGCGGGCCCCAACGCGUGCGUCGACAAGGGCUGCAACACGGGCGCGCUCGGCAUGGGCUGGGGGUCCGGGUCCGUCAACUACCCCUACUUUGUGGCGCCCUACGACGCGCUCAAGACGCGCGCCCAGGCCGACGGCACCACGCUCAGCCUGCACAACUCGGACUCGACCAACGGCGUAUCGGGCGUGGUGUCGGGCGCCGACGUGGCCAUCGUGGUGAUCACGGCGGACUCGGGCGAGGGCUACAUCACGGUCGAGGGCCACGCCGGCGACCGCAACCACCUGGACCCGUGGCACGACGGCAACGCGCUGGUUAAGGCGGUGGCCGCGGCCAACAAGAACACCAUCGUGGUAGUGCACAGCACAGGGCCCAUCAUCCUCGAGACCAUCCUGGCGACGGAGGGUGUCAAGGCGGUUGUGUGGGCCGGCCUGCCGAGUCAGGAGAACGGCAACGCGCUAGUUGACGUUUUGUACGGCCUGACUUCGCCCUCAGGCAAACUGGUCUACUCCAUCGCCAAGCGCCCCGAGGACUAUGGCACGGCCCCCUCCAAGGGCAGUAACGACAAGUUCACCGAAGGCCUGUUUGUCGACUACCGGCACUUUGACAACGCCAAGAUUGAGCCGCGGUACGAGUUUGGCUUUGGUUUGUCCUACACCGAAUUCACCUACGCCGACCUCUCCGUCACUUCCACCGUAACGGCCGGCCCCGCCUCAGGCGAGACCAUACCCGGCGGCGCGGCCGACCUCUGGGAGACUGUCGCAACGGUCACGGCGUCCAUCACGAACAGCGGCGAGGUGGAGGGCGCCGAGGUGGCGCAGCUGUACAUCACGCUGCCGUCGGCGGCCCCCUCGACGCCGCCCAAGCAGCUGCGCGGGUUCGCCAAGCUCAAGCUCGAGCCGGGGGCGUCGGGCGUCGCGACCUUCAACCUGCGCCGUCGCGAUCUGAGUUAUUGGGAUGCCGGGCGCGGCCAGUGGGUGGUGCCGGCGGGCGAGUUUACGGUUUCGGUUGGUGCGAGUUCGAGGGAUGUGCGCUUGACGGGGAGCUUGACUGCUUAG
Molecule: messenger RNA, 2181 nt
Organism: Chaetomium globosum CBS 148.51
Lineage: Eukaryota; Fungi; Ascomycota; Sordariomycetes; Sordariales; Chaetomiaceae
Exons: 2
Coding region: 1-2181 (726 amino acids)
Biological process (GO): glucan catabolic process
Molecular function (GO): beta-glucosidase activity
Source: RefSeq, a predicted model, not a curated record